Molecule: messenger RNA, 1800 nt
Organism: Gracilinanus agilis (Agile Gracile Mouse Opossum)
Lineage: Eukaryota; Metazoa; Chordata; Mammalia; Didelphimorphia; Didelphidae
Exons: 2
Coding region: 248-1339 (363 amino acids)
Source: RefSeq, a predicted model, not a curated record
UUUCUCUUAACAUUAAAGUUCUAUGAGGUAUUUGGUGCCUUAUCUCCAGUCCUGGGGGGAGGGGGGGCCCAGGGGGGAGACCUGGGGCUCACCCGCCCCUCCCUCCCCUACCCCUUCCCAAAAUAUUUGGUUUCACAGCUGUAGUUAAAGCUUGGGAGUUUGUGGGUUGGUUUUUGUUUUGUUUUUUUUUUUUGUCUGUUUCUUUGUUUUCUUAAGCCCCCACUUCUUGCCUGGACAUUGAGUGAAGAUGAGGGUGGGUGCCACAGGAGGCCCCCUCCUUCCCAACCGCACUGUGGCAGGGCCUAUGCCCUGGCCUUGCCUUCUCUCUCCCUCUCUCCCCAUCCGUCCAUGUCCCCCGCUGCCCCCAGCAGCCAAGGCAGGGGAGGUACCUGGGGGGCACAGGCCCAGGAUGGGCAGGAAGGAGAUGAUGGAGGCAAGGGUGCUGAGUCCAGGGGUGGGGGCGGGGUUGGGUUUUUGUUUUUUUGUUUUUUUUUUUGGUCUAGAAUCAAAGUUUUGUUUUGUUGUUUGUUCCUUCGUUUGUUUGUUUUCCAGCAAUUCGGAGUGUUCUCAGCAAUGCCUUCUCUCGGUUUUGUCCAUGGUUUCUUUUUCCCUUUUGUUUCUUGCGUUCUGUCAUCCCUGUCCAGGCAAGCAGCCCUUAGUCCCAUUGCCCCCCUGCCCCUUGGGGGGCCCACACAUUCUCAUCCUGGUCCCAGGUCCCCUCCUGUCUCUCUCUCUCAGAAACAAAAAAGAAACGUUUGGUAGUAGGGCGAGGGCAGGGGAUCCGGGCCGGUGGAGAGGAGGAGUACAUUCUGCUGGGGGGCAGGCACUGAGGGAGGCCCUGCAUCCACAGCUUCUCCCCUCCUCGGGAGGAGCAGGGCCUCUGGCACUCCCCGGACCGAGGCUUCCUGGCAUGGGCUCCUACCGAUGGUUGUCCGCAGUCCAGAAAGAGGCAGAGAGGCAGCCCGGGCUGGCGAGGAGGGCGCUUCCUCCAGAGAUGAGGACCGGGAGGGGAGACAGGGAAACCAAACCGCCAGGGCCCCCGGCACCCCGACUCAAUCCAGCUCUCCUCUUGUGUCCAGCAGAAAGAGGAAGAUCCGAGUGGCCGGACGGCAUCCGGGGUCUCUCUACUGCCCCGCGAUACAGGAAAGGGCUCCCACAUCACACCAAUGGCUCACUUCCUACCCGGCAACACUUUGGUUUGAGGAAGGAGAGAAAGAAAAGGGAAAGAGAGAGAGGAAGACCAACGGGAACCGAAAAGGGGCAUUCCAAGGAUCCAAACCACUCGGAAAUGGUUUUCUUCUUCGGAGAUUUCCUUCAUGGUUUUCCGUCAUUUGUUUAAAGCUUUUUUUGUUUUUGUUUUUAGUUGAUUUGGGGGGAGGGGGAGGAGGGCGUAGCAGUCAGGGAAAGAGGGGGGCUCCCUCUGGGUCCUGGCCUUGAUGUCCUCCCAUCCUGCCCCGGCCCAUCCUUCCUGGCCAAGAGGCCGUCCCUUCCCCUCCCUCCCAACCCCCGUAGAGGUCCAUGAGGUAUUUGUGACGAGAAAGAAGUAUCUAUCCGUCCGUCCGGCCAUCCAUCCAUCCAUCCACUGCGGAGGCUGAAGGCCCUUGCCAUCACCGGGGGGGCCCUGGCUUCCCUCCCGGCUCCUCCAGUGUCUUCCUACGUGACCGGCAGAGGGACACCCCUGACGGCAGCGUUCCCACAGGCCUCUGUCAUCUAGACACAUCCCAGCGCCCCCCCCCCGGGGAGCCGCGGAGAGGCCCUCGGUGGCCUCCCCGCCCCCGAGUCAGACCCUGAUUCUGGGAG